Molecule: messenger RNA, 3571 nt
Organism: Thamnophis elegans (Western terrestrial garter snake)
Lineage: Eukaryota; Metazoa; Chordata; Lepidosauria; Squamata; Natricidae
Gene: PLCB3
Product: phospholipase C beta 3
Exons: 23
Coding region: 119-2644 (841 amino acids)
Biological process (GO): phosphatidylinositol-mediated signaling; lipid catabolic process
Molecular function (GO): phosphatidylinositol-4,5-bisphosphate phospholipase C activity; calcium ion binding; calmodulin binding
Source: RefSeq, a predicted model, not a curated record
CCCCCGCUCAGUCUCCGCCUCGCUGCCUCCGGAGGCUCCGGCCCUGGGAAAGGCGGCCAAGGAGCGGCCAGAGGCGAGCGGUUGGCGGCGGUGGUCCCGGCGCCAGCAGCGCGCAGCCAUGGCCGGGGCGCGCCCGGGGGUGCACGCGCUUCAGCUGGAGCCCCUCCGCGUGCCGGAGACCCUCAUCAAGGGGAGCAAGUUCAUGAAGUGGGACGAGCUCCAGCCCGGCAUAGCCUUACCGAGCCCACAGGAAUUAUUGGGGCGCAUUCUGGUGAAAAACAAGAAACGCCGGCCUCACAUCAAGGUGGCGGAAGGCAGCAUUCGCAAACGGGUUCUAGAGCAGACGCACAGCUCCUUCAGCGACUCUUCCGGGGUGGGCGAGCCGGGUUCUCCUGCCCUGGGCUCUCCCUUCGCCGAGCCCCCGGAAAUCCUUGCCUCCAUCCUGACCAACGGGGAGGAAAAGGCCUCAGACAGAAUGGCGAAGCUGGGGGAACCCCGCAAAUCUAUUGACCGGGAAGCCGAAAGCGAGGAGGAGGAAGAGCUGCAAGACCCCAAAAAGCUGACAACCGACGAGGGCACCGCCAGCAGCGAAGUGAAUGCCACAGAGGAGAUGUCAACGUUGGUCAAUUACAUCGAGCCGGUCAAGUUCAAGUCCUUCGAGGUGGCCAGCAAGCGCAACAAAUCUUUCGAAAUGUCUUCCUUCGUGGAGACCAAAGGCUUGGAGCAGCUGACAAACAGCCCCAUGGAGUUUGUUGAAUACAACAAGAAACAGCUGAGCCGAAUUUACCCCAAAGGGACACGCGUGGAUUCAUCCAACUACAUGCCACAGCUCUUCUGGAACGCCGGCUGUCAGAUGGUGGCCCUCAAUUUUCAAUCCCUGGAUUUGCCAAUGCAGCUUAACCUGGGCAUCUUUGAGUACAAUCGCCGGACUGGCUACUUGCUCAAGCCCGAGUUCAUGCGACGGUCGGACAAGCUUUUCGACCCUUUCACCGAAGAUAUUGUUGACGGCAUCGUGGCGAACACCGUCAGAGUGAAGAUCAUAUCCGGACAGUUUCUCUCCGAUAAGAGGAUCGGCAUUUACGUCGAAGUAGACAUGUUCGGGCUGCCAGUCGACACCAAGCGCAAAUUUCGCACUCGGACCUCGCAGGGCAACUCCUUCAACCCCGUGUGGGACGAGGAGCCCUUCGUCUUCCAGAAGGUCGUGCUGCCAACCCUCGCCUCGCUGCGCAUCGCGGUUUUUGAGGAGGGCGGCAAAUUUGUGGGCCAUCGGAUUUUGCCCGUCUCCGCCAUCCGGGCGGGGUACCACUAUAUUUGUCUCCGCAACGAAAGCAACCAGCCUCUCUGUCUCCCAGCCUUGUUGGUCUACACAGAAGCGUGUGAUUAUAUUCCGGAUGAUCAUCAAACUUACGCCGAUGCGUUAAUUAACCCAAUUAAGCACAUCAGCUUAAUGGAUCAACGAGCCAAGCAGCUGGCCGCCCUGAUGGGGUUGAGUGAGGAGAACAUGGAGAGGCCGAAGGAAUCCCUGUUGCGGACUUCCUCUUCCAAGACCCCGGGGCCGUCCCGGGAGGUCCAGAAACCCCUCCCGGAUGUGCUGCCCCCAACCCGGACUCCCAGUAUCGUUCCCAGUCAAGUGCAGAGAGAUGACUUGAUCGCUAGCGUCCUGGCAGAGGUCUCUCCACCUUCCGUGGAAGAACUGAGGCAGCAAAAGGCUUUUGCGAAGUUGCUGAAGAAGCAGUAUCGGGAACUGAAGGAGCUUCGUCGCAAGCACAUGAAAAAAAUUUGCAGCCUCAAUAAAAAGCAGAACGCCCAGCUAACAUUGGAAAGAAGCCGCCUGCGUAGCCGGGAAGGACGUUUCGCUUUUCAUCCAAGAAGCUUCUUCGGGAGCAAACAGCCAGUUUCGCUUUCAGUUUCAGCACCGGCCUCCCAACAAUCAGCUGUUUCAGGCUGCAAGGAUUGCUAUAGACUAUUGCAGCCUCCGGAAGCCCCAUUUCCCCCUUUUGCUGCAAGGAGGUCUCAAAGCUCUUUAGAGGGAGCUCGGCAAGGACAGGACCACGAAGAAACUCAACGGAAGAUGGACCUCCAGGAAUGGCAGCUGCAGGGCCUGCUACGACUCCGCGAGGCUCAGCACCAGCUGGAGAGGGAGCUGAAGCGAGAACACCUGCGCCAGGCCCAGCAGCGCUUAAGAGAAAUUGCCCAGGAUUAUCAGACAGCCCAACUGAAGAAACUGAAAGAAACGGGCGAGAAAGAGAAGAAAGAACUGCAGAAAAUCCUGGAUCGGAAACGUCACAACAGCAUCACGGAAGCCAAAUCUCGCGAGAGGAGCAAAAAAGAUGUGGAAUUAACCGAGAUAAACAGAAGGCAUAUCACGGAGUCCGUAAACUCCAUUCGGAGACUUGAAGAGGCCCAGAAACGACGCCAGGAGAAGCUACUUUUGGGGUACCAGGAAGUGGUGCAGUUGAUUGAGGAUGAAGAGCCACGGUUGAUAGCCCAGCUGGAACAAGAGUGGCAGCUGGAGGGCUCCUUCCUGACGCAAGAAAUCGGCCGAUUCCUGCAGGAAGAACUCGACGGGGGGGUCAGCAACGGGCACCCCCACGGCACCAGCGUCAGUUCCUUGCCCCCCGAAGAGGAGUUGACGGUCCUGUGAAUCCCGACGGAGAACGAGGGACGUUCCCGAAGGCCAACGAGAAGCACGGGGAAGGGGGGGGGCAAGCACGUUUGCAUGUUAAACACGCCCCACGUGGGGAGGGGAGGGGGCAGGGCGGGGCCGAAAAACACACUAAAGGCACUUCUGUGUUUCCUUAUUUUUUCUCUCUUUGUUUUUUAAAGUUUUAUUUUUUUAACUUUGUGGGGGUUUUAUUUUUUUAAUUUUAAACUGCUAACUUGUGAUGUGUCUCCCUCCCGCUUCUCUGUGGUGGAUUGAGACUGGAGAAAGACUCGGGGAAGGUGGGGGUGGGGGCAACAGUUGGACCAUCCACUCCCCCCUCCCUUCUAAAAAGUAUCCACGCACCCACCCACCCACCCACCCGUGCCCACGUAAUAUGCACGCCGUGAUGCCAGUGGGAAAAUAUGCACGCUGCUCGUCCCCCGUGUCCUUUUGAAUGCACAAUUAGAGAUAAGGGCAAUUAUUUUUUUUUACUUGGGAGGGGGGUGCAAAGGGCUAUUUUAAAUGCACCCCCCCCUUUUUCUUUUUCCUUCUUUUUUUUAAAAGCUUGAGAAAGAAAGAAAAAAAGGGAAAUGUCCUUUUUUCCGUCUUCCCUGCAGCUGGAAGGGCUUUGCCAGCUGCAUGGGAGGGGUGGGGUGGGGCAGAGGAUACCCAGAGGAGGGAGGAGCAAUGGGUUGGGUGGAAGGCUGUCCGGGACGGUGAGGGAAAAGGGACAAAAAGGUUAAAAAAUGUAGGCAGGUCGGUCCCUCCGUCGCUGCUUUCGGGAUGGGUCCAAAGAAGAAGGUCGUUCGCCGUCCACUCCGCCUUGUCUCUUUUUUUCUCCAGAAUGGCAUUCUUUGCUGUUGUUUCUCUGUCUUUUUAUUUUAUUUUGUUUUUUAAACGUUGAGUAAUAAACUUGUAAUUCAGAGG